CGAUAAGGCGUUUCGUCGUAGAGUAGUGUUAUAACGAUUGUAGUUCAUUAAAUUUGUGUAAUUCGAGAAACUGAUUAAUUGAUCGUCGGAAAGACACUUUUUUCUUUAUUACUUUGAUACACCGAUAGGUAGGAAAAACACCUUUUGAGUACCAGAUAAAAAUCAAGAUGAGCUUUUAUUACGAAGAUAUGCACCUCACAAUCACUGACAAUAAUGGCAACAAUUCUUUGAUCAAUUUUAACAACAUAGUAAGUUAUGUUAACUUGAUUAGUUUUUGUGUAACCGUUUCAUCAAUUUGACUAGUGUUGUUCCCAUCAUUAUUGAGUAGGUAAAUUACAUGAUAUAUCAUUACUAUUUGCAGUUUGAACACUAUUUUACUGCAAUAAAUGUAAUGUCCAGAUAGGUAUAUUGUAACUACCAAGUAACGAAUUUAAGUAGACUAUAGCCUUGGUCAGCAUAUUUGUUUCCAAUAAUAUUUGUAUUUAAUUUGUUGCUGGUAAAAAUAUUAAAUAAUAUAUAACUAAAAAUUAUCUACCUAUUUGAUAGUUUUUUUUUUUUUUUUUGAAAACAACAUUGUUCUGGAAGGAGAAGUUAUGAAAAAUAGCUAAGGGUGUCAAAAUGAAAAAUACGCCAUUGUGUCUAAAAAUAGAAACAUUGGGAUAUUAAACCAUUUACCUAAGGAACCAAGAUUUGUAUAAGCAAGCCACUGGCCACCAAUUAAUUUUGUUUGAAUACACCUACUAAACCCUGUACAUUCUGGUGUGAUAUUCUUUUUCGUUAAUCUUUAUCAAAAUUUACUUUUAAAUUAUUGUUAAACUAUUAAAAAAUAAAAAUGUCUUGCCUUACUCACUUAUCCACCUAAAUUGAAAUGAAAAUCGUUCCUCAAAAUAUUAUUUUUGUCUUUCUUUUGAAAACCAUGUCUAAUAUGUUAUUAGUGUGCAAGUAUACUGAUCACUUCAACUUUUGUGUUGUAUGAAAAAUAGAUAAUUUUGUGUUAUUAUUAUAAUUAGAUUUUUACUGUUUCCUUUAGAACAGUACCUAAUGGUUCCCCCUCUCCUCCACAGUUAUUUAUUAUUCAACAUUAUUUUUGCCAUCAAAAUAUUUAAAGAACAAAUUUAAAAUUAAUGUGUUGCCCCUCUUUAAAUUUCUUCCCUAUGCUUUGGCUCACUUUACCUGAUAUUCACUACUGUUGUGUUCUUAGGGUAUUGAGAAAAUUAGAGAUGUAUCAUUCGUGAACUAAUGGGUUACACUUGUGAAUGAAUCAAUCCAGAUUGUGAAACAUACAAAAAGUCGUCCAUUCAUUCAAUUCUUGUUUGGGUUGCGCGGUUUAUGAACGAAUCGCUUCAUACCAUUCAUUGAAUAAAUAUUAUUUUAUAGCGAAUUAAGCAACCACAAUUGAUAAUUUAUUCGUAACCGUGAUAACAAGUUCAACAAUAAAUUUAAUAUUAUGGAAUUUCUUAAAACUAGAAUAAGGAAACCAUGAGUCAUAUAGACAGCUAUACAUCACUAUUAAUGAUAUCUAGCCCAUGAUAUACUACUACACAUACAAAAUAACUUAAAUAAAUCAUCAAUACACAAAAAACAUUAUUGUAACUAGAUAGUAAGUAUCUUGGUAGUGACUUUAUUAUUAUUAUUAUAAAUAACCAAAAUUAUUUGUUGGGGGAGAGGUUCUAACAUAAAAUGUAUCACCAACUGUAUCAACCAAUAACUAUUUGGGGACAAAAAGAAUUAAAACAUAAUAGGUAGAAAAUUAAAGUACUAUCUGAUUACAGCUCUGUCGAUUCCCUGACCACGUGCCUGGAAGUACAUUCUAUAAUGAGAAAAAAAAAUCUGUACAUAUAAUUCAAAUACACAAUUUUUUACUGAAUGAACCAGAAUUGUAACCUUUAUAGUCUGAUAAGAUCUUUUAACUCAAUAGGUAGUCAUUUUGUUUAAUUUGUUCACAUGAACGAAAUAAAUAAUAAUGAAUUGAUCUUUAAUUAAAUAGGUCUCAUUAUAAUUGAAUCGUUCAAAUAACUUAUUGCCUGUUUUAAGAGAAAAUGAAUCUGUUAAGAAUGAAGCAGCAACUUAAAUUCAAUAUCUUUUGAGUUACUAUCUUAUUUGUUUGAGUUAUCCAACUAUUGACAUACAUAUUAAUGAAAAUAUGAACUUUUUUCAGAUUGAAGAUGAUAUUUCACCAGAAAUGGGAGCUCGAUUCCAAGUAUUGUCUGAUGAAAUUGUAGCAAAAAAUAUCCUUUUUUUCACUAUAUCAGUUUUAUUUUAAAUACAUUUUAACAUUGUAAUAACAGGGUUGCUGUCUGGAAAACCCAGAAAUAUCAAGGAAUUUUAAAUUUGUUAUGGAAAUUUUGGAAUAAGAGAAAAUUGAUAAAAAAAAUAUUUUAAGUAUCAAAUUAUAGUUGUAGAUAAAUAAUAUAAUCGUAUAUAGUGUAUCAAAAUUUAUUUUAAAUUUAAAUUUUAGCUUAUUAACUUUAGUUUAUCCUUUUACACCAUACACAAGUUUAAUCGGUAUGUCAAUGUCAGAUAAUUAAUAUUUUAUUAGAUACUCUAACUAGAAACUAGAUCACAGUACUUGGUUUAAAUUUUUCCUUUACAUUGUGUAGUUGUUUAGAAAAUUGUUGGUAUAUUUCUGUGAUAACUUCUUGAUCACAUAUUUAACACAAUAUGGAUUAGAAAAUAUUUUGCUGAGAAUUUAUUCUCAGAAGUUCUUGAAUCUGAUAUUUUUUCCAUUUCAUUUGAUGAAUCACUUUACAAAGUAUUUCAAAAGAGCAAAUGUAUAUAUAUAUAUAAUAGUGAAAUUUUGGUGCAAGUCUUUUAAUAAAGUAACAUCAUGUUUUUUAGAACACACAACUGCAAUUGAGAUAUUAAAAGCUUUGAAAAUGCUCUAAACAAUUUUGACUACAACAAAAUUAUACAAUUAUCAAUAAAUAGAAUUUUUAUUGACCUUAAAAAUGGAAUUGGCUAACUGUCCGAACAUCAAUACAGUUAUAUUGCAUUUCAAAAAAAAAAAAAUUUUUAUUUCUUUUAUAAUUAUAGGUAUAUGUAGUAUCUCUAGAAAGUAUCCAGGAAAAUCAGGGAAUUUUGAGAUCUAAGAUCUAUAGCAGCCCCGAAAAGUUUUAUAAUAACAUGUAGAUUAGACUUGGCGCCUUUUAGCUUUAAUAAAACAAAAUAUAGUCUAAACUUUUUAUUUCAAUUUAUUUCACUAUUUAUUUGUAGAUAUAAUUAUUUUCCUAUUAAUUGUAUUAAUAUAUUUUUAGAUUCGGACCAGAGAUAUCUCUGCUGGUAUUGAUUUUACUAUUUUUUCCUUUUUUUUUUUAUGUCUUGUAACAACUAUUCUAUCAAAAGUUUUUUUUGUUUUUAUUUGGAUGUAAUAUAAGCUUACACAUAUACUGAAAAAUACUAGAUAUUAAUAGGUUAAUAAUAUUUUAUAGCAUUUUAAAAGUGUGUACUACUGAAAUUUCUCUUAUAAACAAAUAAUAUACAAAAGCUUUAAGUCCCUAACCUUAAUGAUUAUUAUAAUUAUUAAAAUUUCUUAACUAAUAUAUGAAUACUAGAUGCUAUGGAUGAUUCUCAUUUUUUUGAGAAUAUGGAGAAUUGAUUUGGGAAGACAUUUUCAAAAAAUGGAUCAUCAUUCCAUAACAACAUAACAUUUUUGGUCUUAUUUUUUUUUUUUUUUUAUUUAGAUUUUAUAAAAACAUAAUUUUUUGUUUUUUAAAUGUGUAUAAUAGUCAAUUUUAUAAAUUGUAUGUAUUCGAUUUCCAACUGAAAAAAUCCUAAAAAUAAAAAAAAACUGAUGUAUAUUUUUUUGCAAAAUAAUUAUACAAAUUAAAAAAGUAUCUUCCAGAGCCCUAUUUUUAAUUAAUUAAAUUGUAUCUAUCUGACCAUUAUUUUACAGUUUGUCUAA
Molecule: messenger RNA, 3901 nt
Organism: Cinara cedri
Lineage: Eukaryota; Metazoa; Arthropoda; Insecta; Hemiptera; Aphididae
Source: the annotation of a GenBank genome assembly